Messenger RNA from Neoarius graeffei (lesser salmon catfish), 3187 nucleotides. RefSeq names its product maturin, neural progenitor differentiation regulator homolog (Xenopus) (gene mturn). The transcript is spliced from 3 exons. NCBI's taxonomy places the organism in Eukaryota, Metazoa, Chordata, Actinopteri, Siluriformes, Ariidae. The record is from RefSeq and is a predicted model, not a curated record. The coding region runs from base 312 to 710 and encodes 132 amino acids. Gene Ontology annotation, cellular component: cytoplasm. Gene Ontology annotation, biological process: positive regulation of megakaryocyte differentiation; regulation of signaling.
GCGCGCAGCUCCGGGAGACGCAGUCGGUUUUCUUUCUCUCACCGUGAACGCGCGAAGUGAACGGAGGCCAGGGCCAAGAUGCGACGGUGCUAGCGUCGAAAUCUACCUCCCAUCUCACACGCCCCCAUCCCUGUAAAUUAAUAAUAAGUAUUAUUAUUAUUAUAAUUAUUAUACUAAUAGCCUAAUCACAAUAAAAGCACCAUGCGGAUGAUUUAAGGAGCCCGGGAGCGCGGAGAUCUGUGCGUCAGGAUAGAUAUUGUUUUGCCUGAGCUUUGGUGCGCAGGUGCGCCUUUACGCUGCGGCAGGGCAGGAUGGAGUUCAAGCAGCUGGUGGACGCGGCGGAAAAAUGGUGCUCAGGAAACCCAUUCGAGCUGAUCUUCGCCGAGGAGGUGGACGAGCGCAGGAUGGACUUCUACGCCGAACCUGGCAUCUCGUUUUAUGUGCUGUGCCCUGACAACAUGACAGGAGGUACCGACACUUUUCAUGUGUGGAGUGAGAGCGAGGACUGCCUGCCAUUCCUGCAGCUGGCACAGGACUACAUCUCCUCCUGCGGACACAAAACCCUGCUGGAGGUCCUUGAAAAAGUCUUCAGAUCUUUCAGACCUCUCCUGGGUCUUCCAGACAUUGAUGACGACACGUACGAGCAGUACCAUGGAGACGUGGAGGAGGAACCAGAGACGGACCAUCAGCAGAUGGGUGUUAGCCAAUAAUAUGCUCAGUGAGGUGGAUCGACCUUCCACAGGCCGGAGCGUUGCUUCAUUCCUUCUCUUUUUUCCUUCUUCCAAGCCAUCUUCACAUUUCUACUGUUUUAUGAUAUGCACUAUCCCUCUGUCUUACACACUCACACACAUGCACCACAGCUUGUUAUAAUGCACGAGUUCGCCCUUUACCAUGUACCAUUCCACCCAAAACCAUUCUCAGUCGACCUCCCAUGUCCUUCUUGUUUUAUUUAAAAAGCCCUUGCAGAAAAAAAAUCGAAACAAUUUCAGGUUUCUGUUGGUUCCCGUGUAAUGGUAUUUUGUGUAAUGGGUUGGUAUCAAAGUUUAAUGGGUCCUAAUGGUUUAACAGGUAACGUGUGACUGAUUUUUGGACGUCCUUAAUGGACUUCUAAUGGGAUUCAAGAGUCUGAUGUCUCUGAUGGUAACAUUAUUGUAAUAAGCUGUGGUUCAGUUGCUUAACGGACCUUGUAGGCUUUGUUAUAUAAUCCUGCAUUUCAGGCUAUGUGUAAGAAAACAGGAAAACGUUUAUAUGCAGAAUUUAAGCUUAUCUGGUGUUAGCAUAUCUGAACAAUAUUUCAUCCAGUUAAUAUAAAUAUUAGAGAAGGCAUGAUAGCACUUUUUUCUUUUCAGAUACUCAUCAACAUCGAAACCCGGUUGAUUUUUAAAAAAAAUUUUUCCUUUAAAAACUGCUAAGGUUUCAUUAAUUUAUUUAUUUAAUGAUUUUUUAAUUUAAUCGCUUCACUUUAAAAAUACAAGAAAAAAAAACCCACAUGGCUGAAAACACGACUUACACAAAAUCAGAACUCAGCUUGACUUUUUUUUUUUCCCCACACAAAAAUCACAGAUGUUGCAAAUAGAAUUUAAUUUCUGUUUAUAAUAUCAUAAAGUAUAAAACAUAAAUAUAAUUAAAUCAAUCUGAAUAAAAAUACAGCUAGGUCUCUUUAUUUGGAAACAUUUCCAGUUUCAAAAAAAUAUUUUCCAAAUUCAAUUCCAGGAUCGGAUCGAAUUAUUUGUUUUUCUCCAAUAUCCGAUCCACCAUUUGGCAUCAGAUCAGUGCCAUCUUGGAUACCUAUCCCCUAUAUAUAAACCCUGUAUACUGAAUCUGAACCUAAAUCAAUAUCUAAUACACAUGUGGGAACCAUUAAAACCAUUAGAGCUUGUUACAUUGUUUAAUGGAACCACCAGGUUAAUCCCAUUAGGAAGGAAACAAAAAUUUAUGGUUUUUUUUUUUUUAAGCAAGGAGGAUUUAUGAACCAUAUUAAACAUACAUUCAUUCAUAAAGCUCUUCUGAAUACAUGACAUAGCUAAAAUAGCUUAAUAUUUCCCCCAAAUUGUCAGGAUAGUUCAGCAGGUGCUUUAAAUUUAGGCUUUCAUCUUAACAAUGAUGAAUAGAGCUUAUCUUUCUGGAUGUCUGUACUUAGAAAGUCGUGACUGAUUUUCUGGUGAAUAGGUGACGAGGUGUCGUAAUGUCUGAGACCGAUCAGUGCUUUCAAAAGUCAGAGGCAAUAUAUCAAAGUCUUUGAAAUACUCAUCAUAGCAUUGGCUUUGUCCUUUUAUGUCUCAAUAUCUUUGAUUAUAUGACCAUGAAUUGAAUAGGAUUAGUGAUCGCAGUAAAGCUCUCAGCCCUAGAUCGGAGAUAGCGUGAUUGCAUUUUCAGCUUUGUGUAAAGACAAGCCUUCGUUUGCACUUAUGCAUCGUGGUUACUUUUCUUUUUGGUCUUCAAUAGUCUUUGAUUGUAUUAAACUUUGGGCAUGUUUUCACACAAAUCAUGGAUAAUUAUAGACUUCCUCCGUGAUGUUUUCCUCCACAAUUACGCUAAAGUAAAAGCCUGAGUUGAGCUUUAAUGUGUGAAGUACAAUAAGCGUGAACGUGUUGAUCUGAAAAAGCAGCUUCCUCUUUUUUUCAUCAUCUCAUUCUGACUGAGAAAAAUAUGAUCGUCAUCCAGCACACAGUCUUCAUGAUUAAAAGCACUGAGAUGACUGAAGUCUGAUACAGCCCACAGCAAAUUCUUUCUGGACCGCUUGACCAAUGUAAACAGGUUAGCAGGACCAGCAGGAACGUCACAUGUUGUUCCAGGAUACAAAGAAAGCUGAUAUGAUCCUGCUGACUUCAGAUGUUUACUGCUCACCAAAUGCUGCCAUCAGACCCCUGUAUCUCUCACACACUCACUGCUUCCAUUCUGUCUUCCUCAGCAUUAAGCCAUCCACAUGUAAUGAAGUCUGGUAUAAGAUCAAUCAAAGCUACUCUUCUAUUUUCAUAUUUUAUUUAUUUGAUCAUCCAGCUUUAACACUCUGCAAGCUUUUGUAUAUCCUCCCCCCCCCAAAUGUACACCUUUGGGUAUUUACCUGAUUAAAACAACUAUCAUUAUUUUAAAGACUUUAAGUUCUAACUAAAGUUUGCUUAAAGAUGUAAUUUUAUAAUUUGUCUUGUUUUAUCCCGUGCUUUAUCUGAUUUGUUUCGUCCUCAAG